AUGCUCGUAACCGUAACGGAAACUGUGAGUUAUGGUUCGUAUCCCGUCGCUCGUAAAAGACCAACGAAUUCUUCGUUAGGAACCGGAUCGGAUCUUACGACCGUAUCCAAAAAUAUGAUCCGUGUCAAGGAAUCAAUUGGAAGAGUAUCGGAAGCGGAUGGCCGGAUACGAGGUCAGAUUCCGAUUACAGGAAAUUAUUGGAAAGCCACUGAUCUCGCUCGUUCUUGCCGUACAGUUUUGAUAUGGGCUAAUUCCUAUUCUAUUAAUCAAAAAGCGACUCACUAUUCCUAUGAAGCAAUUCUUCGGACAUCUACUGGAUCAAGUGCAAAAUGGGAGAAAAAUUCCACAAGUCGUUCAAGGUACAAGAACGCAACUACCAAUUGUACCUGCCUUCGCUAUAACUACAUACAAGGUGUAAGGACUUACAAUGAACAAAAUGGUAGUCGAUCUUCAAGUUCCACCGGGGUCACUGUAAGUAGCGUCGAUAUAUGUACCACUCAGCAGAGUGAAGAAAGGGGAUGA
Molecule: messenger RNA, 522 nt
Organism: Adineta ricciae
Lineage: Eukaryota; Metazoa; Rotifera; Eurotatoria; Adinetida; Adinetidae
Source: the annotation of a GenBank genome assembly